Molecule: messenger RNA, 1782 nt
Organism: Chelonoidis abingdonii (Abingdon island giant tortoise)
Lineage: Eukaryota; Metazoa; Chordata; Testudines; Testudinidae
Source: RefSeq, a predicted model, not a curated record
AUGAAGUACAAGUACCGCACUACAUCUCCGGUAGCAAUGGAAGCAAAAGCGUGCCAGAGCAAAGGGCUGCUGUGCCUCAACCUUUGUCGUCCCUUGUGUGCAUUCCGUCUGAAGCGCGAUCUGCUCUCCCUGGGAAACUGCCUUACCGCCAAGCAUGCUGUACUGACGGCUGGCUAUGGUCCUUCCUUCUCUCUGCCUGCUGAUGAAGUGAAUUUACUGGACAAACUGACUUCUUCCGCCCGGGACUUCAGCAAUAUUUCCCUCAGUUAUGACAAAGCCAACUGCAGCGUCUUGGAGGUUGGACAGUAUUCCACCCUCAGCAUCCCCACCCGGGAGGCUUUUGGGGACAGGUUUGCAGAUGAUCUGAGCGUGUUGCUGAAACUUAAGUAUUCUCUGAAGGAGGAAACCAGCCUCUUGACAAUCCUCAGUCAUCGUAGCCACGUGCUGUUCCAGAUCAGGAUUAACCCCCUUGCCUUGGUCUUUGUCACCACUAGGAGACGACAUUAUGAGUUCCCAGUUUCCAUCCUGGGGGAUGGAGACUGGCACCAGGUUGCCCUCAGCAUCUCCUCUGAGAGACUGGAGCUGCACGUGGACUGUCAGCUGGUGGAGAGCGUGGGCUGGUCCAAUUACUUUGGGAUGGGCGUCACCACGCAGGGGCUGGUCAUUCUUGGAGGCCUGAUUGAAUCCUUUGAGAUUCCCUUUGAGGGUGCUCUGCAGCAGCUGACCUUCCAGAUGGGAGACCCGGGGGCUGCCGGUGAAUACUGUGGAGGCUACAAUACCCGAUGCGCUGGCGCUUUCAGCACUGAAGCUUUCCGCAACCAGUCCCGCUCCCCAGGGGAGCUUUCUCCCGCUUGGCCGGAGGUGCCAAAAGAAACCAAUGAAAUUCAGGAAUCCUACACUCAGGGCUCAAAAUUUACCACUUCAGAUUUGGCUGUGAGGCCACCUCUGGUGUGGGAGAAUCCCCAAGAGAAUCUUAGGAUCAGCCCCAAUGGAAGUGCCCUCACUUCAGCCCCUUCUACUAAAAGGCUCUCUGCUGAGGAGCAGGAAGAGGAGGAACGCCUUUCUAUUGAAGAGGAAGGCUUCGAGCUUUUGAACUCCACCUUCAAUAAAAUCACAGGACCUGGCAGGCCCGGGGUUGACAGAAGUGAGUUGGAGGUCACAGGAAAUGCCAAUGAUUCCAUUACCACAGUUACUUCAGUUCCUUCUUCUGGGCAUCAAGAUGUUCAGGUGGCUGAUGACAAUGUUAUUCUUUCGAGAACCUCUGCCAGAGUAAACAGACCAGCUUCCAAGAAGGACCACGUUUCGAAACCCCAGGAUGAGAACAUCACCACGGAAAAGAUGAAGGGAGACACGGGCUCUCGGACCUGGUUCUCACCCAGCAAACCGAUUGAUGCCAUCAUAGACCUAGACAACCCUUCCAUCUUCUCCAAAAUCUCCACAGAGGUCAGCCAGACAGUGGACUUUGCAGGAAACAUAGCCAGGGCCCCCUCUUCUGACUCCCGUAGGAAGACGGAGAAACUUGUGGGUGAAGGAACCCUAGAGAACCCUUCUAAAGCUUCCCUAAGCCCCGAGGAUGCUGUGAAACCAAUCCAGACAUCACUGGAUACUGAGGUUGUCCCCACAGAUCACAAGAGAGGGGUCGUGUAUCGCUGGAAGACAGGCAGUGAAGCAAAGGGGAGUGAGGACCAUGAUCAGGGCGGUGUCUUAUGGACAGCAGCAGACGGGCAACAGAUCCGAGUGAAGCCAGGACCCCGGGGGCCGCAAGGACCACCAGGUUUGCCU